Messenger RNA from Coregonus sp. 'balchen', 11580 nucleotides. NCBI's taxonomy places the organism in Eukaryota, Metazoa, Chordata, Actinopteri, Salmoniformes, Salmonidae. The record is from the annotation of a GenBank genome assembly.
AUGAGCUUCCCACAGCCUUUAGGAUGCCCAGGUCAAACCACAGUGAUGUCCAUCCCAGAGGGAGAACACCCCCUGUCACCUUGGACUGGAUCGAUGGCAAAAAUGUCAAACUACUCAGAGUGGCCAACCACAAAGAGGCUUUCAGGGUUGGUGGUUCAUGUGUUGCAUGUUUUGUCACAAUAUUGUUUUGAACGUUCGUCUUGAACUGAUGCCCGAUUGAGCAUUCUACUUAAUGCAUCGUCAGUGAGCGCUGAUUAAGAUUUCAUCAAAAGUGCAUUACAGUGGCUUGGAAAUACAAUGACAUUCAAAAUGAGGCAAAUAAUUAGCAGGAAAACCUUUUGUCAUUUUGAUGUCACCAGAUUGACUUUAGAUGCAGUAUAACGUUAGCUAGCUAAGAUUGAGGGGAGGCCACCGGAUUUUAGCUAGCUAACGUUAGCAUUGCUAGCUAUUAGUGAUUACAUUUGCUAGCAAAUGACAACAUUGCCAUCUGUCUAAAGUAAAUGUGACGACAUGAUAAUGCUGGCAAAGUUAUUUCUUACUAAAUAUGACUACUUAAGCAAUGUCAUCAUCUUUCCAGGCACUCUAGUGUAAUUGAGACGAAACAGUAGUUAAACCCAGUCAUCCUGGAUGGAGGCUAUCACCACUUUAGGGCACCACUAUGAUGCUGCCGAUAGAGGUCGGAUUGAGAACGCUCAUGACAAUGGUAUGAGGCAACCGAGUGACAGAGGUGCAACCGAUGAAUACCUAGAUAGCACAUUUGGUUCCUUGGAAGUUGUGGGAACAUGUGUUUUAUAAGCAGUAUAUAUCAGUACAGUAGGGUUUAGUACCUGUGGUGAUGUAGUAGUAAUAAGUAUAUUAGUUCAGGACCGUAUAGUACCUCUUAGGCAAUAUACAGAGUAGUGUAUACACUGAGUAUACCAAACAUUAGGAACACCUUCCUAAUAUUGAGUUGCACCCCCCCUUUCGACCUCAGAACAGCCUCAAUUAGUUGGGGCAUGGACUCAACAAGGUGUCGAAAGUGUUCAACAAAAAUGAUGGCCCAUGUUGACUCCAAUGCUUCCCACAGUUGUGUCAAGUUGGCUGGAUGUCCUUUGGGUGGUGGACCAUUCUUGAAACAGGAGACUGUUGAGCGUGAAAAACCCAGCAGAGUUGCAGUUCUUGACACACUCAAACCGGUGCGCCUGGCACCUACUACCAUACCCCGUUCAAAGGCACAUCAAUCUUUUGUCUUACCCAUUCACGCUCUGAAUGGCACACAUACAGUGGGGGAAAAAAGUAUUUAGUCAGCCACCAAUUGUGCAAGUUCUCCCACUUAAAAAGAUGAGAGAGGCCUGUAAUUUUCAUCAUAGGUACACGUCAACUAUGACAGACAAAUUGAGGAAAAAAAAUCCAGAAAAUCACAUUGUAGGAUUUUUAAUGAAUUUAUUUGCAAAUUAUGGUGGAAAAUAAGUAUUUGGUCACCUACAAACAAGCAAGAUUUCUGGCUCUCACAGACCUGUAACUUCUUCUUUAAGAGGCUCCUCUGUCCUCCACUCGUUACCUGUAUUAAUGGCACCUGUUUGAACUUGUUAUCAGUAUAAAAGACACCUGUCCACAACCUCAAACAGUCACACUCCAAACUCCACUAUGGCCAAGACCAAAGAGCUGUCAAAGGACACCAGAAACACAAUUGUAGACCUGCACCAGGCUGGGAAGACUGAAUCUGCAAUAGGUAAGCAGCUUGGUUUGAAGAAAUCAACUGUGGGAGCAAUUAUUAGGAAAUGGAAGAUCUGGGGCUCCACGCAAGAUCUCACCCCGUGGGGUCAAAAUGAUCACAAGAACGGUGAGCAAAAAUCCCAGAACCACACGGGGGGACCUAGUGAAUGACCAGCAGAUAGCUGGGACCAAAGUCUACCAUCAGUAACACACUACGCCGCCAGGGACUCAAAUCCUGCAGUGCCAGACGUGUCCCCCUGCUUAAGCCAGUACAUGUCCAGGCCCGUCUGAAGUUUGCUAGAGUGCAUAUGGAUGAUCCAGAAGAGGAUUGGGAGAAUGUCAUAUGGUCAGAUGAAACCAAAAUAUAUCUUUUUGGUAAAAUCUCAACUCGUUGUGUUUGGAGGACAAAGAAUGCUGAGUUGCAUCCAAAGAACACCAUACCUACUGUGAAGCAUGGGGGUGGAAACAUCAUGCUUUGGGGCUGUUUUUCUGCAAAGGGACCAGGACGACUGAUCCGUGUAAAGGAAAGAAUGAAUGGGGCCAUGUAUCGUGAGAUUUUGAGUGAAAACCUCCUUCCAUCAGCAAGGGCAUUGAAGAUGAAACGUGGCUGGGUCUUUCAGCAUGACAAUGAUCCCAAACACACCGCCCGGGCAACGAAGGAGUGGCUUCGUAAGAAGCAUUUCAAGGUCCUGGAGUGGCCUAGCCAGUCUCCAGAUCUCAACCCCAUAGAAAAUCUUUGGAGGGAGUUGAAAGUCCGUGUUGCCCAGCGACAGCCCCAAAACAUCACUGCUCUAGAGGAGAUCUGCAUGGAGGAAUGGGCCAAAAUACCAGCAACAGUGUGUGAAAACCUUGUGAAGACUUACAGAAAACGUUUGACCUGUGUCAUUGCCAACAAAGGGUAUAUAACAAAGUAUUGAGAAACUUUUGUUAUUGACCAAAUACUUAUUUUUCACCAUAAUUUGCAAAUAAAUUCAUUAAAAAUCCUACAAUGUGAUUUUCUGGAUUUUUUUUCUCAUUUUGUCUGUCAUAGUUGACGUGUACCUAUGAUGAAAAUUACAGGCCUCUCUCAUCUUUUUAAGUGGGAGAACUUGCACAAUUGGUGGCUGACUAAAUACUUUUUUUCCCCACUGUAGGUUAUUUUGAGAUUUUUUAAUAACUUCCUUAAUUUUCACUGAUAGGACACAUGAAAUUCAUUAGGCAUUAAUCAUGCAAACACAUUUAUUUUUCAUUGUGACACGGCAUCAGUGUGAUUCAAACCUAUGAUUUUCUGUUCUGUUCUCUAGCCAUGGAAUUAAGUCCACUGCGCCACCAGGAUGGAGCUACUGUACCUUGCCAUGUUUUUUACGCAUACAAAACUGUUCAUUUUAGUCUAUUCAAACAGACCCCAUUUCAAAGCACAAUUAGUGUGUGCGGCAAACACAUUUGAACACACUUAACAAGCCAGAGGAUAGAGAAAGUUUUGUUGAUGCUUAGAACGGAAUGUAUAUGUUUUUAAAUAACAUUCUUAGAACAUUCUCUGAACAUUAAAGUUUUAUUGUGUUUUUUAUAGAAAGUUUUCCUCAUAUUCUGAGAAUGGAAUUUAGAGCUUAUUGAUGUUAAUGUGUACAAUUCAGUGGAGGCUGCCUAGGGGAGAAUGGCUAAUAAUAAUGCCUGGAACGGAGAAAAUGGAAUGGCAUCAAACACCUGGAAACCAUAGCUGUGAUCGAAUACUCAUACUAACUGUACUAUUUGUGACGUAAAUUGUGUUUGUAGUAUGCUUAAUGGUCAUAGUAUGGAUUUAGUUAGUAUGCCAAAAGUUCCCGGAUGUCGUACUAAAUUAGCCAAAAUACGAAGUAUACAAGCAGUGGACACUAUUUCCGUGCUUUUAAUGCAAUUCUUCAGAAAAUGUGCGUGGCUUCACAACGUUUUCAGAUUUGAAGAAAAUGGCAGAAAAUAUGCAGCCGAAGUCUGACGAGAGUGGAUACAAAUUCAUUGCUUUAACUAGUUAUGACAAAUGUUAAGAAAAUGUUGAACAAUGUAAUAAAGUAAUGUAAGUUAGGUUACACGUUAUGUUGGCUGACAAUUUGUUAGCUAAGCUAUCUUUACGAACCACAUAGCAUUACAACAGUAUGUACCGGUAUGUUAGCUGGCUACUAUUACCUAACGUUAGUUGGCUACUAAUACAUCAAACUUGCCAGGCAGUAUAUUACCUAUAAUCGAACUAACUACCCAACGUUUAUUGACUUGAUUAUUCACGUCAUUCUUAGCUAAGUGGUAUAGUCAUUGUGCGUUCUCAAUGGACAUUGUUCAUUCUGUCUAUCUACUCCAAUUUCAGAGCACUCUCGUCUGAGUGUGCCAGAGCGCAGAAUAACUGAUGAAUUUCCUAACGCUCAACACCCGUUGAAUAUAUGGCUGGUGUCAGUAAACGUCGGCAUAAAAAAGCGGAAUUAAAUUGUUGCCAGCAGCACAGUUACAGUCACCAACGCUCUGGAUAACAUGAAAACAGCCUAACCAGCUCUGCUAGGGCGAGUAAAAUGGUCAGAGUGAGGUGUUCUUUCAUUUGUGACUGGAAAUAGCUAGAAAGCUAGCCAGUUAGCUUGGGUGCUUGACUGCCAUCCGAGAGCGAAACACUCUGAAUUUACUGAGCUCUCCAGAUUUAAUUUACGAACACACCCAAAAUCGUAAAAUGUCUAGCUAGUCAUUUGUUAUGUUAACAAGCUAGCAAGAGGUUGCAUAGCAACAGCAUCAACUUCUGGUAGACAGGCGAAGCGCUAGUACACUCAAAUGAAAGGAUACCGUUUGUUUACAGUAUACUAAAAUGAACUAAUAGUAUGUAGUAUAUACUCAUUAAGUAUGUAGUAUAUAGUAUGUUAAUAUGGGUAUUCGAACACAGCUCAUGUGUUUGAUGUAUUUGAUACCAUUCCACUGAUUCCGCUCCAGUCAUUACCACGAGCCUGUUCUCCCCAAUUAAGGUGCCACCAACCUCCGUUCUCUGAACGUUCUGAGAAUAUCACUUAAAUUACCAUUUUUGAGAACUUAACCAGAAAAUUGUAAAAAUGACAAAUAGAACCACAUGGGAACUUGAGUUUCUGUUUCUUAACAUUCUUGGAACCAUUUGAGAAUAUUACUUUAAAUAGAACCAUGAGGAAACCUAUAGGAAACGUUAUGCUGAACUACUGAAAUUCCCACAGAAGAACGUUGUUUCUUAAUAUUCUCUGAACUAUUUAAGAACAUUCCCAAUGUCAAAACAGUUGGAGAACGUUUCUAGAACAUUACCAAAGUGUAAAUGAAAUGUAACCAUGUUUGAACUUUUAGGAAACGUUCUGUUAAAAUAAUGAAAUACCAAGAAAAUUAUGUUUCUUUGUCAAGUUCCUUAAAUGUGCUGAGAAUGUUCCUAAGUCAAGAAACUAUCCUGCACCAUUCCCAGAAAGUUGGAAGGUUGUAUGCAAAAUAUCCUUAGGGCAAGUACGCUCUCACCAAGCUCUAAGAAUUAUAUGGUUCUCAGAACGUUAUGUGCUUGCUGGGUACAGACCCCUGAAUGGGUUAGGCAGAUAGCAUAGACUUAAAACAACAAGGUGGUUGAAAAGGUGCAUAGGGGGCCUCCCAAGUGGUUGAGCGGUGCUUCCGCUGACACAUUGGUGCAGCUGGCUUCCGGGUUAAGCGGGCAGGUGUUAAGAAGGGCGGUUACGCGGGUCAUGUUUCGGAGGAUGCAUGACUUGACCCUUGCCUCUCCCGAGUCCGUUGGGGAGUUGCAGCGAUGACACAAGAUCGUAAUUGGAUCACAAUUGGAGAGAAAAAUGGGGUAAUAAAAUACAAAUCUAAAAACAUUUUAAUGGUGCAUAGGCCUAUGUAAAAGUGUAUUUUCAGAGGGGGGAUAUGCUCACUGGUAUGUGUCUCUGUCAGUUUGAGAAGCUGAACCAGGCCCUCAGCAGCAUGGAAAGUCUCCACAAGAACUGCUGGCUACGGGAGGAGAGGAGGGUCAAACAGAACCUGAGGAGGCUAACUAGCGUGUCUCCUACUUUCAGAAGCCAAACUCUAUUCCAGGUAAUAUGGUGUGUGCUAAUAUACUGUGAGUAGUGCAGAAUUAAAUGUUCAUUGGACUGAGUAUGAUGAUUUUGAGUAUGUGCCUCUCUCCCCUCCAGAGGCCUAGUGAUAACAGCAGGGCUGAGCUUAGUGGAGGGGGCAGCAGGGUACAGCUCCUCGCCUGCCCCCCGUCCCAUGCCAGCCGAGAGGACUGCUCUCUCAACAGCCCUCUGUUCAGGAUCCCCCAGAGCACCGCAGCCCCCUCCCCACGACCCAGCCACAGAAGUCAGUACACUGAAGUACCUGUGUCUGUAGAACAAAACACAGAAAUAACAACACACUUUUCCUACUUACCGUAAUUAAUGCCAUACAAUCUGAAAUAGUAGCUGGUGUAAUAGAGUUAAAUAACUAGUGUAAUAAUCUCUGGUCAUCUCUGCACCUCUCUCCAGGUCUGACCCUCCCUCUGACCAUCAACGGGGACACCAUGUCCCCCCACCAUCUGUGGCCUAGAGACACCCUGUCAGAGACCUCCUCCUCCUCAAGGGGGGGUAUGCGUUAUGGGGGUCUGACCCCGCGGCCCAGCCAGCACCCUAGUACCCUGAGCCUGACCCCCCUGGAUGGCAUCACUACGCUCCUGCUCCCCACCCCCAGCCUGCUGGCCCUGCUGCCCCCCCAGCCGUCCCCAGAGCUCCAUGGGCUGCAGGAGGCUGUGCUGGGCUUCCCUCUGCUGCAGAAGAGGGUGAGGGAGCUGAUCGCCCGGGCUAGGGCCACUGAACAGGAGAGACAGGACCGACGCAACCUCACACUACGCCCCCUGGAGGCCCUGCGCUGCAGGUGAGCACAGAUACAUACAGUAUAUUACAGGGUUUUUUUUAUCACUUUGGUGCAAUAUGUGGUCAAUCCCAACUCUUAGUAGAAAACUCAAAACAGAUAAUCAUAAAGGCACUUGUUUCAAAACUCUAAGCACAUUUUCAGUUGAUUAAGUAGUAUUUCUGUAAGCCCUUUUGUGGGGAAAAACUCAUUCUGAUUGGCUGGCUCUUGCUCCCCAGUGGGUCAGCCUAUGCCCUACCAGGCCCCACCCAUGGCUGCACCCCUGCCCAGUCAUGUGAAAUCCAUAGAUUAGGUCCUAAUGAAUUUAUUUCAAUUGACUGAUUUCCUUACAUGAACUGUAACUCAGCAAAAUCUUUGAAAUUGUUGCAUGUUGCGUUUAUAAUUUUGUUCAGUAUAUACUUGAAUGUACUACUAUGAUGAUGACUAUUAUGAUUUUACUUCUCAGUAAGUGAAGAUCUGAGAUGUACUAUAUGUAACAAAUCAAAUCAACGUUUAUUGGUCGCGUACACAGAUUAGCAGAUGUUACAGCAGGUGCAGCGAAAUGCUUGUGUUUCUACUUCAUACAGUGCAGUAAUACAAUAUCAAUACCAAUAUGCUAUGCAAAUAAUCCAGAAAGUCCAAAAUAAGAAAGAAAUGCAUCCCGUAUACAGUAAAUGAAAUAUGUAUCCAAAAUUAAGUUGCUGGGGUCUUUCUGAUGGGGGGUACAAUACAAUACUGUAGUACAAUAUGAAGUACAAUACAAUACUGUAAAAUACAAUACACGAUUACAGUAAAGGUGGAAGAUGUAUGAUUGCCAUUCCCAUGAGCGUACCACCCUCAUUCAGGCCAUGGAUGAGGCAUGCAAUGAUUUCAACCCAGACCUAUGUCAGGCUUGGAUUCGCCAUGCCAAAAGGUUUUUCCCCAGCUGCAUGAACAAUGGGGAUAUUUACUGCAAUUUCCAUGAGAACAUAUAGCCAAAUGCUCAAGACAGGCUUGAUGCAAACUAGUGCCUGCUAAACAUUGUUUCUUUCAUUUAUUUCUUUUGAUUACAUUGUGAAAGAUACAGUGCAUUCGUAAAGUAUUCAGACGUGUUGACUUUUUCCACAUUUUGUUACGUUACAGCCUUAUUCUGAAAUAGAUUAAAAGAAAUACCUUGUUUACAUAAGUGUUCAGACCCUUUGCUAUGAGACUUGAAAUUGAGCUCAGGUGGAUCCUGUUUCCAUUGAUCAUCCUUGAGAUGUUUCUACAACUUGAUUGGAGUCCACCUGUGGUAAAUCCAAUUGAUUGGACAUUAUUUGGAAAGGCACACACCUGUCUAUAUAAGGUCCCACAGUUGACAGUGCAUGUCAGAGCAAAAACCAAGCCAUGAGGUCGAAGGAAUUGUCCGUAGAGCUCCGAGACAGGAUUGUGUCGAGGCACAGAUCUGGGGAAGGGUACCAAAACAUUUCUGCAGCAUUGAAGGUCCCCAAGAACACAGUGGCCUCCAUCAUUCUUAAAUGGAAGAGGUUUUGUUACCACCAAGACUCUUCCUAGAGCCGGCCGCCCGGCCAAACUGAACAAUCGGGGGAGAAGGACCUUGGUCAGGGAGGUGAACAAGAACCUGAUGGUCACUCUGACAGAGCUCCAGAGUUCCUCUGUAGAGAUGGGAGAACCUUCCAGAAGGACAACCCUCUCUGCAGCACUCCACCAAUCAGGCCUUUAUGGUAGAGUGGCCAGACGGAAGCCACUCCUCAGUAAAAGGCACAUGACAGCCCGCUUGGAGUUUGCCAAAAGGCACCUAAAGGACUCUCAGAACAUGAGAGACAAGAUUAUGUGGUCUGAUGAAACAAAGAUUGAACUCUUUGGCCUGAAUGCCAAGCGUGACGUCUGGAGGACACCUGGCACCAUCCCUACGGUGAAGCAUGGUGGUGGCAGCAUCAUGCUGUGGGGAUGUUUUUCAGGGGCAGGGACUGGGAGACUAGUCAGGAUCGAGGGAAAGAUGAAUGGAGCAAAGUACAGAGAGAUCCUUGAAGAAAACCUGCUCCAGAGCGCUAAGGACCUCAGAUUGGGCCGAAUGUUCAUCUUCCAACAGGACAACGACCCUAAACACACAGCCAAGACAACGCAGGAGUGGCUUUGGGACAAGUCUUUGAAUGUCCUUGAGUGGCCCAGCCAGAGCCCGUACUUGAACCCGAUCUAAUAUCUCUGGAGAGACCUGAAAAUAGCUGUGCAGCGACACUCCCCAUCUAACCUGACAGAGCUUGAGAGGAUCUGCAGAGAAGAAUAGGAGAAACUACCCAAAUACAGGCGUGCCAAGCUUGUAGUGUCAUACCCAAGAAGACUCGAGGUUGUAAUCGCUGCCAAAGAUGCUUCAACAAAGUACUGAAGAAAGGGUCUGAAUACUUAUGUAAAUGUAAUAUUUCAGUUUUUAAUUGUUAUAUAUUUGCAAAAAUUUCUACAAACCUGUUUUUGCUUUGUCAUUAUGGGGUUUUGUGUGUAGAUUGAUGAGGGGGGGAAAAAACUAUUUAAUCAAUUUUAGAAUAAGGCUGUAACUUAACAAAAUGUGGAAAAAGUGAAGGGGUCUGAAUACUUUACGAAUGCACUGUAUCUUCAAUGAUCACACCUUUGAUCACACGGGAUAGAAAUUAUGGAAAUUUCAGUUCAGUCAAUGUAUUUAUUUAUUUGUACCUUUAUUUUAUCAGGGAGUCAUACUGAGACCAAGGUCUAUUUUACAGAUGAGCCCUGAAUUACAUAAAUUACAAAAAAACACACAUCAAAAUAUAAAUACAAAAUGCAAGCAGAAAGAAAGAAAAACAAGGUCAUAAAAAACAAACACAUUCAUCAGUAAUAAGGUCCUCAAUCAGCUUUCUGAAUUGCCCUAGAGGCACCAAAACAUCAUAUUUAAGAACAUUUCAAAGAUUGUUCCACAAAUAAGGUGCAAGAAAACUAAAAGCUGAUUUACCUAACUCAGUAGAGACCAAAGGAAUUUGCAGAGUUAGCCAUCCCUGAGACCAGGUGUGGUAACUCGUAUGUCUAAAGUUUAGUAAUGAUGUUAGGUACAGUGGGACUUUUUGUAAAUGGGCUUUAUAAAUGAAAACAUAGUAAUGUAUCAACCUACUUGACAUCAAAGAGGGCCAACCAACUUUCUGGUAGAGAAGGCAGUGAUGAGUACUAAAAUUGUCGCCCGUAACAAAGCGCAGUGCGCUAUGAAAAACUCAAUCUAACGGCUGUAAUGAAGUGGCAGCUGCGUUCAUAUAGAUGAUGUCGCCAUAGUCUAGGACAGAUAGGAACGUCGACUAAAUAAUCUGCUUUCUACUAUAUAGCGAGAGGCUGGACCUAUUUCUAUAGAAUACGCUCAUUUUUAUUAUCAGCUUCUUAACUCAUCAAUAUGCUUUUAAUCUAUCCAGAUGGCCAGAUAUUUGUAAGCGCGGACACGAUCAAUAUGGACACCAUCCAAAGUACAUGUGCUUAAAUCACCAGACUUAUUUCUAUGCGCUUUAGAGAAAACAUAUUCUUAGUUUUAUCUGCAUUCAGUACUAAUUUCAUGUCAAUAAAGUUUUCCUGUAAUACAAUGAAGGCAUACUCUAGUUCAGAUAGAGCCUGGUCAACCGUGGGGGCAAUAACAUACACAACAGUAUCAUCAGCAUAGAAGUGCAGGUUACAUUUCUUCGAUAUUGUUAAUGUUAACAGUAAAAAGUACGACCCCUGCGGGGCACCUUUCGUAAUAUCCAGGAAACCUGAUUUAACACCAUCCGUAGACAUACAUUGAAUUAAAGUAAUUUUUAAACCAGUUACAUGCAACCUGGUCUAGGCCAAUUGCGGAAAGCCUCUGAAUUAGUAGUGAGUGAUCAACAGUAUCGAAAGUCUUUGACAGGUCAAUGAAGAAGGCAGCGUAAUGUUGCCUUCUAUCCAUACAGUUAACCACAUCAUUUAUAACUGGUGAUGUAGCAGAGAUAGUGCUAUGACCUGGUCUAAAACCAGACUGAUGUACAUUUAGAAUACAUUUUCAAAGAUACGAUCUUAGCUGAGAAUUAAUCAAAGAUUUAAAUAUUUUAGCUAGGCAAGAAAGUUUAGAAAUAGGUCUAUAAUAUAACGGUCAUCACCUUUGUGAAGGGGGAGUACAAGGGCCGCCUUCCAAACCAGUACCAGAUAUAAUUGUCAGGUUAAAAUAUGGGUUAAUUAUUCAGCAAUCAGAGGGGCAGAGAGCUGCAGCAAAAAUGUAUGAAGCAUAUCAGCUCCAGUGGAUUAUUUUUUACAUCAAUCUUAAGCAAGUUAUCUAGCACAUCACAGAUAGUAAAUUGUUGAAAUGAAAACAAAGAUUCACUAGAAGUUGAGGGGUUAACCGUCGAGUCAGCCAUAGGCUGGCAGAGAGAAGAGCAGUCGAUUGACUGACCAGGGUAAUGCAUAAUGGGAGUGCAAGUGUAUUGCCUAAUGUGAAAACAGUGUAAUGUACUGUAAUUUACAGUCCUGUACCAUACUACAUUCAAAGGGCAAUUUUGAAACGUAUCUUACGUUUGCUAUUGGAUUAACUGGUUGUUAAAAUAACUACAUUUAGAAGAAAUCAUUAUGUUGUGUUUUGGGGAUUAAACCAAUGUACUCAUUAUAUUUCACAGUAAACGUAUAUUUUGCAUCAAUGGUUGUGUGGUGAAAGAUGUCUUCAAGCUAAAUGACUACACAAUGAAAGGCUUUGAAACAUAUAAAACUGGCUGCGUUACAAGUGUUACCAGUUUUGUACUAAGAUUUUUGAAAAUUCCCCAAAGCGAUUUAAAAAAAACGGUAUACUGCAGCCUUCAAGCUGUACUAAUAUAUUAAAUCCAAUCACUGAUAACGCAGUUGUAAUAUUGAUUUUAAGAUGAAUGGUAUUAAUUGCAAUGCAACAGUCGCAUGCUGUAAUGACUGCUGCAGUUCAUCAUUCUACGUGUGUGCGUGAGUGCGUGCGUGUACAGGUACCUGCGUCUGUCUGAGAGCAACAUCAGCACUCUGCUCCAGCAGUGUAAGGACAGUGGCAUCGAUAUGGACAUCCAUCCUCAUAUGAAAGACUCUGACAUUGAUAUCAGCAAGCUAUUCAAGGGCUCCCCCCCCCUCCAUCCCUCA